Molecule: messenger RNA, 2027 nt
Organism: Corylus avellana
Lineage: Eukaryota; Viridiplantae; Streptophyta; Magnoliopsida; Fagales; Betulaceae
Product: TCP-1/cpn60 chaperonin family protein
Biological process (GO): protein folding
Molecular function (GO): ATP binding; ATP hydrolysis activity; ATP-dependent protein folding chaperone
Source: RefSeq, a predicted model, not a curated record
UAGAGAAAGAGACUCUAAAGCCUGAGUUGAGGUUUGAAGUAACCACAAAACCCUAGCCUUCUCUCUCUCUCUCUCUCUCUAACCUCCACUGUUGCCAACAAUGGCAGCCAUGAUGCAACCGCAGAUCAUACUGCUGAAGGAGGGGACGGAUACGUCUCAAGGAAAAUCGCAGCUGGUGAGCAACAUCAACGCUUGCACGGCGGUGGCCGAUGUGGUGAGGACCACGCUGGGGCCCAGGGGUAUGGACAAGCUAAUCCACGACAACAAGGGCACUGUCACCAUUUCCAACGACGGCGCCACCAUCAUGAAACUCCUUGACAUCGUCCACCCCGCCGCCAAGAUCCUCGUCGACAUUGCCAAGUCCCAAGACUCCGAGGUUGGUGAUGGGACCACUACAGUAGUUCUGCUUGCAGGGGAGUUUUUGAAGGAGGCCAAGCCUUUUAUCGAGGAUGGGGUCCACCCGCAAAAUUUGAUUAGGAGUUAUCGGACUGCAAGCUAUCUGGCAAUAGAGAAGAUCAAAGAACUAGCUGUUAGCAUAGAGGGAAAAAGUCUGGAAGAAAAGAAAAGCUUACUCGCCAAAUGUGCUGCUACGACACUCUCUUCAAAACUCAUUGGUGGAGAAAAGGAGUUCUUUGCAUCAAUGGUCGUAGACGCUGUCAUUGCAAUUGGGACUGAUGAUAGGUUGAAUAUGAUUGGAAUAAAGAAGGUUCCUGGUGGUAACAUGCGUGAUUCCUUUCUGGUAAAUGGUGUUGCCUUUAAAAAGACAUUUUCAUAUGCGGGUUUUGAGCAGCAGCCAAAGAAGUUUGUAAAUCCCAAGAUACUUCUGCUAAACAUUGAAUUGGAACUGAAAUCUGAGAAAGAAAAUGCUGAGAUAAGACUUUCAGAUCCAUCGCAAUAUCAAUCAAUUGUUGAUGCAGAAUGGAAUAUUAUUUAUGACAAGUUAGCUAAAUGUGUAGAGAGUGGGGCUAAAGUUGUUCUUUCACGGCUGGCUAUUGGUGAUCUUGGCACACAGUAUUUUGCAGAUCGAGAUAUUUUCUGUGCUGGUCGUGUAACAGAAGAAGAUUUGCAACGGGUUGCCGCUGCGACUGGUGGGACUAUACAAACAUCUGUCAACAAUGUUAUUGAUGAGGUUCUUGGAACUUGUGAGCUAUUUGAGGAAAGGCAAGUUGGAAAUGAGAGGUUUAAUAUAUUUAGUGGAUGUCCAUCUGGCCAUACAGCCACUAUAGUUCUGCGUGGUGGAGCUGAUCAGUUCAUUGAGGAAGCUGAGCGGAGUUUACAUGAUGCAAUCAUGAUUGUUAGAAGGGCUAUGAAGAACUCCACUGUAGUUGCUGGGGGUGGUGCUAUAGAUAUGGAGAUAAGUCGAUAUUUGAGGCAGCAUGCUCGCACAAUAGCUGGAAAGUCUCAGCUUUUUAUAAACUCUUAUGCUAAAGCUCUUGAGGUUAUUCCAAGGCAAUUGUGUGACAAUGCUGGAUUUGAUGCAACUGAUGUACUGAACAAAUUAAGACAGAAACACGCACUUCAAUCUGGUGAAGGCACAAAUUAUGGAGUGGAUAUCAACACUGGUGGAAUUGCCGAUUCAUUUGCUAAUUUUGUCUGGGAACCAGCGGUUGUGAAGAUUAAUGCUAUAAAUGCUGCUACUGAGGCUGCCUGCCUUGUUUUAAGCGUGGAUGAGACAGUCAAAAACCCAAAGUCUGAGAGUGCACAGGGAGAAGCUGCUGCUAGUGCCAUGGGUGGUAGAGGACGUGGAGGUGGUUUCCCUGGUCGCGGACGCGGCAUGCGAAGGCGCUGAGCUCUUUAGAUUUUUGAAAGGCUUGUUUAAUUUUUCACUGUUAAUCUUGCCUUUUUGAUGUGUGAAAAUUGAGUGACCCGUAUUUUAACCGUCCAAUGCUCGGCAUCAAGUAAUGUGGAAGGCGAUGAACCGCUUUCUGAUCAGAGCAGCACAUUGUACUUUAUAUUAAUUACAAAUGUGAGACAACUUCUAUUUUGGUUUUCUAGAAUUAAAAUAGGUGGCAACUGUUUUGAUUGAA